Molecule: messenger RNA, 1280 nt
Organism: Lagopus muta (rock ptarmigan)
Lineage: Eukaryota; Metazoa; Chordata; Aves; Galliformes; Phasianidae
Gene: VPS26C
Product: VPS26 endosomal protein sorting factor C
Exons: 8
Coding region: 34-1014 (326 amino acids)
Biological process (GO): intracellular protein transport
Cellular component (GO): endosome
Source: RefSeq, a predicted model, not a curated record
GAGCAAUGAGUCAGCCCUGGGAGCACAAUUUAGAUGAAGGUAAUUCACCUUUGCUGUUGGAAGGGGUGGAGCCUGGCUGCACCUCUCCUAGACCCAUUUAAGAGCUGGCUACCAGUGGGGAAGGAUCUCUUUUUGGAGAUCACUCCUUUGGAGUUUCAUAGCAAGCCCAGGACAAGGGAAAUUCUUUCUGGCGUCGUGGUCAUAACAAGUAAGGACACAAUCCAGCACCAAGGCAUCUCAUUGACGAUGGAAGGAUCUGUAAAUCUGCAGCUUAGUGCCAAAAGUGUGGGUGUGUUUGAAGCUUUCUACAAUUCUGUCAAGCCUAUUCAAAUUAUUAACAGCACUAUUGAAAUGGUAAAACCAGGGAAGCUUCCCAGUGGCAAGACAGAAAUUCCUUUUGAAUUUCCACUGCAUGUGAAGGGCAACAAAGUUCUAUAUGAGACGUAUCAUGGUGUCUUUGUUAAUAUUCAGUAUACUCUGCGGUGUGAUAUGCGACGUUCUCUGCUGGCAAAAGACCUAACCAAGACUUGUGAAUUCAUUGUUCACUCAGUGUCACAGAAAGGGAAACUGACGCCGAGCCCAGUAGACUUCACAAUUACUCCUGAAACUUUGCAGAAUGUUAAAGAGAGAGCAUCACUUCCAAAAUUUCUCAUCAGAGGCCAUCUCAGUUCUACAAACUGUGUCAUUACGCAGCCACUAACAGGGGAGCUGGUAGUGGAGAGUGCAGAAGCUGCAGUCAAAAGUAUUGAGCUGCAGUUAGUGCGUGUGGAAACCUGUGGGUGUGCGGAAGGUUAUGCCAGAGAUGCCACAGAGAUACAGAAUAUUCAGAUUGCUGAUGGGGACGUCUGCAGAGGCCUACCAGUUCCUAUAUACAUGGUGUUUCCCAGGUUGUUCACUUGCCCUACCUUGGAAACAACAAACUUCAAAGUGGAGUUUGAAGUGAACAUUGUUGUCCUCCUGCAUGAUGAUCAUCUCAUCACAGAGAAUUUCCCACUGAAGCUCUGCAGGAUGUAAAUAGCCAGAGGAAGAAUCACUUAAGGAGUGACUGGAGAAGGAUAAAAUCAUUCAGAGACAAAAUGAGAUUUUAUCUUAUCUUGUUAUUUGAAGUGAAAACUUAUCACUUGCUUCCUCCUGAUGGUGGUUCUUGGGCUCUCAGUUAUCCCAAAGCCUUUGCCUGUCUUAUGGUAGCCUACAUGGACUAACUAUCUUGAGAGCUCUGUCAAGUAUCUGAUUUCAGCAACCAGAUUUUGUGUUUUUUUCUCAAACAAAUUGUGAAUGAU